Messenger RNA from Ictalurus furcatus (blue catfish), 799 nucleotides. Its product is annotated as dynein light chain 2, cytoplasmic-like. The record is from RefSeq and is a predicted model, not a curated record. The transcript is spliced from 3 exons. Bases 165 to 434 code for a protein of 89 amino acids. Gene Ontology annotation, cellular component: cytoplasmic dynein complex. NCBI's taxonomy places the organism in Eukaryota, Metazoa, Chordata, Actinopteri, Siluriformes, Ictaluridae. Gene Ontology annotation, molecular function: dynein intermediate chain binding; dynein light intermediate chain binding. Gene Ontology annotation, biological process: microtubule-based process; cilium assembly.
UUCAGGAUACGUAGUCGAAUAUGAGUGAAAAGCGCAGCCGCUGCAUGGAUAGUGGAGAGAGCUGAAAAGCAGUCUGUGGUUGAAACGUGGCGUUUGGUGGUCCAAAAGAGGCAAGCUUGAAGUAAAACAGCUCACCGGUGCAGAACUUGUUAAAAUACGACAUCAUGACUGACAGAAAGGCCGUGAUCAAGAAUGCUGACAUGACUGAGGACAUGCAGCAAGAUGCUGUGGAUUGUGCCACACAGGCCAUGGAGAAGUACAACAUUGAGAAAGACAUUGCUGCCUACAUCAAAAAGGAGUUUGAUAAGAAGUACAACCCCACGUGGCAUUGCAUUGUGGGACGGAACUUUGGCAGCUACGUGACGCACGAAACGAAGCACUUCAUCUACUUCUAUCUUGGUCAAGUUGCCAUCCUGCUCUUCAAGUCAGGCUGAGAAAGGCUUUCCAUCGCACAAAUCCUGAGCUUAAGCUCCAAACCUGGACUGUGAUGCACUGAUGCCAACACAUACAUACACACACACACACACACACACACACACACACAUACAUAUAUAAAUGCGUGUAAACCUAAUCAUACACUUGCUCACCCUGAGAAAAUGGCUAUGGAGGCUGUGCAUAAGUGCAUGGACCGUGUACAAUAUUUAAUUUGUAUAUGUUGCUUUCCUGUAGUUGCUGUUGAGUUAAAGCAACUUUUUUGCCGAGUAUUUUUGCAAAGUUGAAUUUUGUUUUUGCACUAAAGUUGUAUAAACUGCUUUAACUGAUGCAUUUAAGUAAUAAUAAUAAAGAAUAAUACACCAUA